AAACUGUCAUUUUGUUUCAGUCAAUAGCUUCAGCUGACAUGGAUUCAAAUCAACUAGAGGCUUUUUUAACUGCACAAACAAGGAAACCAGGAGGAAUCACAACUGAUCAUGCUACAGUUAUUGCAAAAUUUUGGAAGAACCAGCGAGCAAAAAUUCAUGAGAGUCUGAUAAAUCAAAGCAAGUGGGAAAACAGCUUGAAAAACAUAAGCUGGAGAGUAGAUUUAAAAACACAGUCAAGACACAUUGAUCAGAUGAACAGCCCUGUGGCAAUAGUUGAAAUGGAACUUGAGAAAAAUGGACAGGAAUCUGAACUUUUGACUGUGGAAUUUGAUGAGAUUGAAUUGAAUGAAAUGUUGAAGAAGCUUUCAGAGAUUGAAGACAGCAUUAUUUCUCUGACCCAAGCAUCCUGACUUUUCAGUUAAAACAGUAUUUGACAUACUAAGGUUGACUUUAGUUACAUAUGUAGAUUAUUUUGGACAUCAUGCUGUUUGUUGCAACAGUGUUUCAGAACUUAUACAUAAAUAUGGGAUCAAACAGGAAAAAAUUAUAACUGAGGCAAUGCAAAGUUGCGCAUUAAAACAAAAGAACAUAGUUGGAUUAAUUUAAAGAAAAUAUUCCUGCAGAAAAAUGGAGAAUGUUGCUAUUACAUGUUUGUUUUUUUUCUAGAGCUGUUGACAUCCAGAGAAAGAGUUCCUCUGACUCUAAUUAGGAAACAUGUAAAAACAGAAAAUAGUUCAAAGUCUUGCUCAAGCAUUUUCUUGGGCUGGUAUUGCCGUUUGUAUAGCAAAAGAACAAAUGCAUCUUCCAUUAUUCUGCCAUAAGAUCUGACACAAGAAUGUGAAAAGCGUUGAGUGUGUGCUUGAUGAAUUUACAGCAGACCAAAGUGGAACCCCCAACUGCUUCAUCAAGUGAAUUUGCAGCAAUGGCUGCUGUAUUUUUGUAGAUCCAGGAGAGGGAAUCCCUUAAGAAAUUUCUGGUUUUUUAAUUUUUCUUCAUAUUUUUCACCAGUUCAAAAAGGAUUGUUACUUGAGGAAAAUGAAACAGUAGCGUACUUUAGUUCCAUCUUCUUUUUCUAGAACAGAGUGGGAAAUUUUAGACUCCCAUGCUAGAAAUAUUUAAUCAUUUAUAAGAGCUACAUAGUGUUCAUUACCAAUGGAGAGUAAAUGUAUAUUCACAAGAGUUUUCGGCAUUAAUUAUUUCAUCAUCUAAAGCAGUGUGGUAUUGUGUACUACAGAACUCAUUGAAAAUGUAGAGUGUAUGGACAAAACAUUAAAGGGACAUGGAUAUAAAUUCUAGAAUGUCUCAGUGCUUACAAUCUAAACUUUUAUCCCAAAUCACCUUCUCAUCCACCCAGUUUUCCUCUGCUACUCAACUUGGCCCUCUGUGAAAUAAUUCAUAUUUUUAAAUGUUGCCUUAGAAACUAGUCUUUGAAAUGUUUAUUCCAGAAUGUAUGCUUUCUACUUUAUGAUACAGCUGUUGACUUUUUUUAAUGUCCACCAGGCUAUCUGUACAAUACACAGCAUCUCCUUUUAUGCCAAGCAGGCAUAUUCCUAUGUGGUGAUUUCAUACCACAGUAUCUGCCCUGGUAUUAAUUAUGCACUAUAAACUUUUAAGUAGUGCCUUCUCAAGGGAGUUCAUCAGUUAUCUUUGUUCAUAUCUGAAUAAAAGCUGCAACAGCUCUUUCUAGAAAAUCAAUAACUAUGGCAGUACAAAAAAAUAACAAAUGUCUGUCACACCCAGCUAAUCUGCAGUAGUUGGCCUAUUACAAUCUGUUGGUGUUCUCAAAUCCUACAAAAGCUGUAAUAAAGUUCAUAAAUGUUACAAUUAGCAUUAGAAAAAAGUACAGUUCUUAAGGAACCGUGUAUUGCAUUUAUUUAACAUACACAGAUGUAUGAUGUUCUUAUGACAUUAAAUGCCUCAUUGACUAUUUGCAGAAGUGCAAGCAUAAAAUGCCUUUACAAUUUAAACUGCCCUUCAGCUUGAUGCCCUCCAAAGACUUUCCAAUUACAAGUCCCAGAAUUUCCAGUUAGUUAUAAAUUAUGAUCCCAAAACUUCCCAAGGGCAUAUGGUUGGGGAAAGUUGGUUUAAAGCAUAAUCUUUAAGCUUCUGUUCAAAAUACAGUUAGAUUGUUUACAUAGAUUUUAUUUUAAUUUGGUUUCAUAUAGAGUUGUAUUAAUUAAGAUGAUUUACUUCUGAUUCUUGUGGUUAUGGGUAAACAGGGAUAUAAAAUGAACGUUUUCUCUUGUCUAUAUAGUUUAUGAGGUAAGAGAUUAACUUUUUUUCAUUUGUUUAUCUGAAGAUUAGAAAUUGCAGUUAAAAUGUUACUGCAUUCUUAAUCUCUGUUAUUUUCUAAAUAUAUUGCUUUUUCCAUUACUGAUA
Molecule: messenger RNA, 2379 nt
Organism: Python bivittatus (Burmese python)
Lineage: Eukaryota; Metazoa; Chordata; Lepidosauria; Squamata; Pythonidae
Source: RefSeq, a predicted model, not a curated record